AAGGGAUUUAAUAAAAACCCUAACCCUAUUUCAGUAUCUCAUUUCUCCUUUUGCACACAAACAUUCCAUAUCUUAUUCAGCUGCAGUUACAAAGAAGCAGAAGAAAAUCAUCACCAUGUCGAAGCGAAAGGUUAGGGAGCCUAAGGAAGAAAAUGUGACCCUUGGACCUGCUACUCGUGAGGGAGAGCUUGUGUUUGGUGUUGCCCACAUUUUUGCUUCGUUCAACGACACUUUCAUUCAUGUAACUGAUAUCUCUGGACGUGAAACCUUGGUUCGGAUCACAGGCGGGAUGAAGGUAAAGGCUGACAGGGACGAGUCGUCUCCUUAUGCAGCCAUGCUUGCUGCACAAGAUGUCUCCAAUCGAUGCAAGGAACUUGGCAUUAAUUCUCUCCACAUAAAGUUGCGGGCUACUGGUGGUAACAAGACCAAGUCACCUGGUCCAGGUGCCCAGUCUGCUCUUAGAGCUCUUGCUCGUUCUGGCAUGAAAAUUGGGCGCAUAGAGGAUGUCACACCGAUUCCAACUGACAGCACCCGUAGAAAGGGUGGUAGAAGAGGAAGAAGGCUGUGAUCUGAGUCAGCGGAGCUGUGUUUACAAGUGGAAAUCUGUAUGGAUUAAUGCUGGACCAAGAUUGUUCUGUGGCUGAAGUUUGAUAGUUAUGAAUGUAUGGCAUGUUGUUUAAGACAUUUUACAUUUAUGGUCUUCUAUGGAUAGAGUAUGUUAUGCUUUUUAUAUGGGUACUUUUUAAUUUUGGUUGGUUUAGAAUGUUUUUAUGCUA
Molecule: messenger RNA, 776 nt
Organism: Erigeron canadensis
Lineage: Eukaryota; Viridiplantae; Streptophyta; Magnoliopsida; Asterales; Asteraceae
Product: 40S ribosomal protein S14-3
Exons: 6
Coding region: 116-568 (150 amino acids)
Biological process (GO): translation; ribosomal small subunit assembly; maturation of SSU-rRNA from tricistronic rRNA transcript (SSU-rRNA, 5.8S rRNA, LSU-rRNA)
Cellular component (GO): ribosome; cytosolic small ribosomal subunit
Molecular function (GO): structural constituent of ribosome; mRNA 5'-UTR binding; small ribosomal subunit rRNA binding
Source: RefSeq, a predicted model, not a curated record